Balearica regulorum gibbericeps (East African grey crowned-crane) is the source of this 542-nucleotide messenger RNA. NCBI's taxonomy places the organism in Eukaryota, Metazoa, Chordata, Aves, Gruiformes, Gruidae. The record is from RefSeq and is a predicted model, not a curated record.
UCUAUGAAUCAUGAAACGAAUUCUUCUGGUUUUUAUCCUGGCAGCUGCUGUUAUGUAUGGUAUACUGCAUGGAAAUCUGUGGCGAAAUAACCUCUACUGGAUUAGCUUUUAUGGACAGACUUCCUCUGUGAGGGCUCCUCCUUCUUAUGAGACUAGUGGAGUUACCCAGCUGCCACCUACGGCUGUGGAGAGAAAGGACACGCUGGACACUUGUCUCCUGAAACCGGCAUUUGAAUCUUUACUGGGUGUUGACAAAAUAUACCCGUUCUUGUGCGCUAAUGAUUUUAUCAGAGUGGCGGAGUUCCGCGGGAGCGAUAAGUUCGAACUACCUUACGGAGUAAAGAGAGCAGAGCAAUUUUUUCGUUUAGCCCUUUCAAGACUGCAGAACUGUGGACUUUUCAAAGAAGAUGACAGCACUGCCUGUCGCCGGUGUGUUGUGGUCGGUAAUGGAGGAGUGCUUCGAAAUAAGACAUUAGGGGAGAAAAUUGACUCAUAUGACGUGAUAAUAAGGUAAACAACGUCUCCUUUUCAUUUUGCGUACG